UCUCCCUCUCUCUCUCUCUCUCACUCUCUCUCUCUCUCUCUCUCUCUGUAUCUGCACGCGUUAUCCUAGGACAGAGUAAAGCUCCACCUCCUAUCUAAUGCGCGCAGAUCUUUCCACGUGAACACUCCACUUCCUCUUCAAGCCGCCGUCACCGCGCCUUGCACGAGCUCUAGACCUUCUGUUCGUGCUUCUCGAGCAGUAAUGGCGGCGACCCAUCAGCGGUGCCGCGAGCUCGCGGCGGCUCUGAGGCUCUUGCUCUGCUUCUGCUGCUGCUUCUUGCCACUGGCUCUCUCCGCCGACGGCGACUACGAGAUCUUGCUCCGGGUCAAGACCGCCCAGCUCGACGACCCGGACGGCCAGCUCGGGGACUGGGCCCCCAACACCGACCGCAGCCCCUGCAACUGGACCGGCGUCGCCUGCGAGUCCGAGACCCGGAACCGCUCCGUCGUGGCGAUCGACCUCUCGGGCCUGAACCUCUACGGCGCGUUCCCGUCCGACCUCUGCCGGAUCCGGACCCUCCGGAACCUCUCCCUCGCCGGAAACAACUUCGGCGGCGCCCCCGCGGCGGCGCCGUCGUUCUCGCUCUGCUCGCACCUCCAGUCGCUCAACCUCUCCGGCAACAACUUCGUCGGCCGGCUGCCGGACCUCUCGCCGGGGUUCGCCGACCUCCGGGUCCUCGACCUCUCGUUCAACAACUUCUCCGGCGAUAUCCCGGCGAGCUUCGGCCGGUUGCCGGCGCUGCGUGUCCUCAUGCUGGUCGCGGACCUGCUCAACGGCACGAUACCUUCCUUCUUGGGCAACCUCAGCGAGUUGACGCGGCUCGAAAUAGGUUACAACCCAUACAAGCCAGGCGUUCUGCCUCCGGAGAUCGGAAACCUGUCCAGGCUCGAGAAUCUAUGGCUUGCGAGAUCGAAUCUCGUCGGAGAAAUCCCGAGCUCGAUCGAGAAGCUCACUUCUCUGAAGAACUUCGAUGUGUCUAGCAAUGCGCUGUCAGGGAAAAUUCCCGAUGCCAUUGCCGGGUUGCGAAGCGCCGAGCAAAUUGAACUGUACGACAACAACUUAUCCGGCGAAUUGCCGGAGGCGAUCGCCAAUUUGAGCUCUCUCCUUCGAUUGGACGUCUCUCAGAACAGUGUCACCGGCGUCCUGCCGGAGAAGAUCGCGGCGAUGCCGUUCACGUCCCUGAACCUAAAUGACAACCUCUUCACCGGCGAGAUUCCCCAAGUUCUGGCGUCGAACCCUAAUUUGCAGCAGCUGAAGCUCUUCAACAACUCUUUCACGGGGAGAUUACCAGCCGAUUUGGGCAAGAAUUCCGACUUGGAAGAUUUCGACGUCUCUGGCAACUCUUUCACCGGCGAGUUGCCUGAGAAUCUCUGUUCCAGAGGCAAGCUCCAGAGCAUCGUCGUCUUUAACAAUCGCUUCACAGGAAGCUUGCCGAGUUCGCUAGCAAGCUGCGAUUCUCUCGAAUACGUCCGAAUCAGCAACAACGGACUCUCCGGCGAAGUGCCGGCCGGAUUUUGGGGCCUCCAGGCAGUCUGGCACCUUGACAUGAGCUACAAUAAGUUUGAAGGGGUGAUUUCGCGGUCGAUUUCGGGUCCCAAGGGCCUGACAUCACUUCUGAUCGCCGGCAACAACUUCUCUGGCGAUAUUCCGGCGGUGAUUUGCCAGCUCUCGAACCUCACUGUCAUCGAUUUGAGCAACAACCGAUUUGGCGGCGGACUCCCGACGUGUAUCACCAAUUUGGGCAAUUUGCAGAAGCUCGAGAUGCAAGGCAAUUUGUUCACCGGCCAGAUACCGAGUUCUGUAAGUCCAUGGACCGAUUUGACCGAUUUGAACCUGUCGAACAACCGGUUCACUGGGAGCAUACCGGCUCAAUUAGGCGACUUGCCGGUGCUGACGUACUUGGACCUCUCUGGGAACUCGCUCUCCGGCGAGAUUCCAGCAGAGUUGUCCAAACUGAAGCUUAACAAGUUCAAUAUAUCGCACAAUCGGCUCUACGGCGAGAUACCGCCGGGCUUCGAUCAUGAGCUCUUUGUUUCGGGCUUAGUGGGCAACCCGAACCUGUGCAGCUUGGAUUUGAAGCCGUUCCCGAAGUGCACGAGAGCCCGGCCCGCCACCUUCUACGUGCUCAUAGCUCUAGCCGUAUGCGCCGUGCUCCUUUGCGCGUCCCUCGUGUGGUUCCUCAGGGCGAAGUUGCAUUGGUGCGGAGGCAAAUCGAAACGGCUGUGGAAGAUAACCACGUUCCAGCGGGUCAGGUUUAGCUAUGAGAUCAUCGAUCAGUUGACAGAUGAGAACUUGAUUGGGUCCGGUGGAUCAGGCCAGGUCUACCGGAUUAGGCUCAAGUCGGGCCAGACGGUGGCGGUUAAGAGGCUCCGGGGCGGGACCCUGAACCCGGACACCGAGUACGUGUUCAAUUCGGAGGUGGAGACCCUGGGUAACGUCCGCCACGGCAAUAUAGUAAAGUUGCUGUUCACGUGCGCGGCCGACGAGGGCAGGCUUUUAGUCUACGAGUACAUGGUGAAUGGGAGCCUGGGCGAUGUGCUCCACGGGCUCAAGAGCGGAGGGUUCCUCGAUUGGCGCCAGCGGUUCGCGAUAGCAGUGGGCACGGCCCAGGGACUGGCCUACCUGCACCACGACUGCGUGCCCGCUAUCGUGCACCGGGAUGUGAAGAGCAACAACAUCCUAUUGGACGAGGACCUAACCCCGCGGGUCGCCGAUUUCGGCUUGGCGAAGACGUUGCAGCAAGAGGCGGCGUCGACUGGGGACGGCCUCAUGUCGAGGGUGGCCGGGUCCUGCGGCUAUAUUGCGCCAGAGUAUGCAUACACCUUGAAAGUAAACGAGAAGAGCGACGUCUACAGCUUCGGCGUUCUUCUCCUGGAGUUGAUCACCGGGAAAAGGCCAAACGACCCUUGGUUCGGCGAGAACAAGGACAUCGUGAAGUGGGUCACCGAGAUCGCACUGUCGACUCCCGAGGCGGAAGGGGAAGGAAAUUGUGACGGCAAGCCAGGGUGCUGCCACGGCGAUCUCGCGCAGCUCAUGGAUCCGAGGUUGAGCCCAUCCUCGAGCGACUAUGAGGAGAUUGAGAAGGUCUUGAACAUAGCUCUCUCUUGCACUUCUCCCUCGCCGAUCAACAGACCCAACAUGCGACGCGUGGUUGAGUUGCUCAAGGACAAAAAGUUGGUCCGUUCCAAAUGAUAUGAACUAUAGCAUUUUUAGCUCUCAGUUUUGUGGUCAAUGUGUGUAAUAUGCGCUGGGCUUUUGUGAGAUAGAUCUUCUGCUGAAAGUAGUGAAAGGCCUGUGAGAUGGAUCUUCCGCUGGCCUCUUUUUCUACCUCUUCAAGUGUUCGGGUUUAUCAUUAAUAGAAUAUAAGUUUUCAAUUGCCGCAUAA
Syzygium oleosum is the source of this 3385-nucleotide messenger RNA. Its product is annotated as LRR receptor-like serine/threonine-protein kinase HSL2. The transcript has 2 exons. Gene Ontology annotation, biological process: protein phosphorylation. Gene Ontology annotation, molecular function: protein kinase activity; ATP binding; receptor serine/threonine kinase binding. The record is from RefSeq and is a predicted model, not a curated record. Lineage: Eukaryota; Viridiplantae; Streptophyta; Magnoliopsida; Myrtales; Myrtaceae. Bases 202 to 3192 code for a protein of 996 amino acids.